This is a messenger RNA of Amoebophrya sp. A25, 925 nucleotides long. Lineage: Eukaryota; Dinophyceae; Syndiniales; Amoebophryaceae. The record is from the annotation of a GenBank genome assembly.
CGGUUAUUACGGCGACUAGUUGUAGCUGUUUUUUGAUGUUAAUUCACUCUGAUCUGGCGGCACUUAUCUCACACUUAACGCGUCUCUGUCACAAUAGAUUUAAGUCCUAUAGAAUGCAGAGUCAAAUAUUGUAUGUUCUUAUGGGCAUUCCAUUUACUCUGACGAAGUUGUUACUGUGCAGCAUUGACUUUGAUGAUUCGAUUUUCCUUGGUGAAAUAAUUUCGGAGGAGAUCUUCAUAAACGAAUAUAUCAUUCUCUAUUCUUGUCUAAGUAAUUCAGUGUCACGAGGACAGACCCGGGCCCCGAUCCUGGUCGUUGGGUGCGUUUGAUAGGUGCAGGAUGCGUUGGGCCAUUUUUCUUCUUUUUUCUGGUAGUCGAUUUGCUCUUCGUUAUCGCUGGUCCGAUGGUGGUGCGACAGGCUUUGGAGACCGCAGAAAAGAGCAAAGGCGCCUCCGCCUUUUCCAGUAAAGAAAGUCUACUCUUAUGGCAGGGUUUUUGAAUCGGUGUUCUUUCUCUUCUUUGAUUCUUUUCAGUGUUUUGGUUCUUUUCUUGUGUCUUUUCGCCUUGCAUUAUUGUUGUUUGUCGCGAUGUUGUUUGUCGCGUUGUUGUUUCCUAGUGGUUUUGCAUUUUUUCCAUUGUCUGGAUUUUCUUGUGUUUUUGUUCUUCUGCCUCUGAAGUAAAUCGUUAGUCGAUGACACUUGAUGUGCAGGAUCGAUACUGCAACCUAACCAUUAUAGCUGUGUCCUCGCUCAAGUCUCAUAGUCAUUUUUACUAUGAAUAUCAAUAUCUUGCACUUUUUUUUCUAAGCCAAAAGGAUUUGGAGAAGACUCUGAAGAAUUCGAUACCAGAUAUAGCGGGUGUGACAUUAGAGGAUAGUACUGGGGACGAUGAAUCUCCUGCGGAACCUGGUGCAAAUGCAGUGGAG